Molecule: messenger RNA, 2568 nt
Organism: Paramuricea clavata
Lineage: Eukaryota; Metazoa; Cnidaria; Anthozoa; Malacalcyonacea; Plexauridae
Source: the annotation of a GenBank genome assembly
AUGUUACCAGAACCAACUGAAGACACUGCAGAAGUUGGUGGUAAAAUAUUGGGAGAUGCAAGAGUCAGUGAAGGUAAAUUUAAGGAUGAUUUAAACCUAUUGGCGAUCACCGGUCCACAAAAUAUCCUGUUUCCCUCGGUCCCAAGCAACAACUGAUUAUUGUUUGAUAUUAUACACGGUUGCCGAAAUUCUAACACCACAUGGUUUUCUUACGAUUGCAGGCGACCUAAAAUCUAUAUCCACAGACAACCUACCAUGGGCCGAGAUGCUUGAGUAUGACUUUUGUAAAACGUUCACAAUAUCUGAACUGAAUCGACUUCGUAGUUUUAUUAAGGACGGCGUAACAUUUAACGUGAUUGCCGUGAAACAUUCGUAUGUGCCAGAAGACCCGAACCUCAGCGAGGAACAAAACAAGGAGACUGGAGGUCAGGCGUGUGCUGCGUCUGACAAACAAAGUGUGAAAACCAGUGCGUCGAAAGACCGCACCAAAUUAGAUCCAAAAGAAAGAAAGAAAUCCGCGAAAGCUAAGGUAUUCACAAGUUUUCCAAUUCUACCUGCGAAAUAAAAAAUUCACAUAAGAUUUCACAUGUGAAAAUGUUUUUUUCGCAUGUGAAGUGUUCCAAUUUCCACAUACGAAAUAAAAAAGUUCACAUAUGGUUUCACAUGAGAAAAUUUUGUUGAUAUUAUCACACUUGUUGCAAGGUUGUUGCAACAAAUCCGAUACAGUCAUGAUAUAAAAAUGUUGUUACUAUAUUGUGUCGUCAACCUUGCAACAGUCUUGUUAUAUCAUGACUGUAUCAGACUCUUGUAACAAGUCUGAUAAUGCCGACAAGCUUGUUACAAGUUGUGUUAACAACUUGCUGCAAACUUGUUACAACAACUGGGAACAAGCAGUGCGAACACAACGCUCGUCGACAGCUUGUGAACAGAUUUGUUUGCAGACCUGUAAAAACUUGUGACAAGUUAUAUUUGCUAAUUACAUGUGUGCAUACAAGUACAGUAAAUGUUUUAUGUCAGGGUUUUGGUUGUCUGGCCGCCACGGUGGCUACAACAAGACUAGAUCGCUGAUACGAUAGCGCGUUGUGUAUUAUCUGACUUUUUCUCGUUUCCGUCAUAGAGUGUUGCUAAAAUGGCGGUGGGCAAGGAAAAAGGCGGGAAAAAAGACAAACGUGAUGUCAGCGAAUUGUUCGAACUACCACAGGAACGUAAGACAGUGGGCACAUGUCACGUGCUUCUCACGUCACUACUGGACGGCGAGACUGUGGUCAACGUCAGCAGUCCGUGUGUCGAGGAGAGUGGGGAGACUGUGAACGAAUCAGUGGAGAAUGGUCAUUCUACCAUGGGAGGCACUAAUCCACAGAGUGGGAAACGACAUGAUGACAAGAAAAAGGGGAAAGGUGAGAGCAUAUCCAUUUGACAGUGGCGAACACUUGGCCAAAUGUUAGGUUGCCAACCAUAGAAAUAAUAGAUAUAGAAUGCGUACUUGAUCACGAAUCAUGUCUCCUAUCCACUUUUUCUCAUGCGUGCCCUUAUAAAUCCGCCAUAUUGAAUUUGAUUAGGAGUGCAAACUACAAAAUAUAAACAAAGCUAAAACCGUACGUUUUCAUCGUCAAAACGUUUGUCUUGUUGUCUAAUUUGUAGUUUGGGGAUAGAUUUUGAGUUCUUUGAAGGCACAAACUGUCAAAGCAAAUGUGCCUAUUAUUUCUAUGUUGCCAACAUAUUAGGGACCGGUCAUUAUUUGUGGCCAGGGGUGGCAGGGUUAAGUAAACAAAAUAAUUUUGAGUGAGUAAAAGGUUGGGUAAAUGAAAAACAAAACAACUCAAGGGUUGGGUAAUAAACAUUUACUGUCAUUUCCAAAGCAUGACUCACUCAAGUAUACUGAAGACCAAAAAGCAAUGUCAACAGUCAUAUGUCAUAAUAAAUCAAUCAAUCAGAGUCACUAUCUUGAUCAUUUAUCGAUUUGUCAGGAGGCAAAUGGUGUCUCCAAAGAUAGUACAUGUGCAGACAACAUGAAACUUUACACUGCAGAAAAUUGCACAAGCUGUACUCAUGUCACAGAAGUGGUAAAUGACAUCAUGGUGUGUGCUCUAAUAUAAUAAUCGUUCUUUGUUAUUUUACUUUGUCGUCUGUUACAGCAGGAUACUGAUGUACUCGGAAAAAACGGAUUCAACUAAAAGUUGCAUUUAAUACCUCCUGAAAUUAUGAAAGAGUGCGUUGUGAAAUAAUUUAAUCGAUGCGUUUUUGGUUAACACAAAUAUUCAAAAGAAAUAUAUCAGGCCAUGUUUGAGAACUUUUAACCGCUUUUUUCUAGGCGACGGUGACAAACAUCAAAAGCUGAUGCCACCUUCGAAGGGCAAGGCGAAAAACGAGCGAGGGAAGUCUGCACUUACUGCCGCUGCGAAAGGAAAUAAGGGAGGAAAAGGAAAAGAGAAAGUGGAAGAAUCGAAUGAGGCACACGGUGAAGAGGAAGCACCGCCUCCUCCUCCACCACUGUCUAUUAAACUUGAGGUUAAACUGGAGCGUUUGACUUGCACUAGAGAUGUUUUGGAACCAGAAAGCAAGAGCUAG